Messenger RNA from Epinephelus fuscoguttatus (brown-marbled grouper), 4949 nucleotides. It is a transcript of the gene dhx33, whose product is annotated as DEAH (Asp-Glu-Ala-His) box polypeptide 33. Gene Ontology annotation, biological process: positive regulation of transcription by RNA polymerase I. The transcript is spliced from 12 exons. Gene Ontology annotation, molecular function: ATP binding; RNA binding. Bases 138 to 2183 code for a protein of 681 amino acids. NCBI's taxonomy places the organism in Eukaryota, Metazoa, Chordata, Actinopteri, Perciformes, Serranidae. Gene Ontology annotation, cellular component: intracellular anatomical structure; nucleolus. The record is from RefSeq and is a predicted model, not a curated record.
UUUUGCAGAGGUAGCAAAACAUCCGCAGUGACGCUCGCUCGUCUGUCAGUGAGCAUGAAAAGAACUUUUCUUCUUUCUUUCUGACGUCCGAAGAAUCUCCGCAAAGGUUCCGCCACCAGGGUCACUUUCUCCAGACCAUGCCCCACGACCCCGACCCUCCUCCGGCGAAGAAAUUCAAGCCGGGGUCUGUUUUCUUCCGUCUCGAUAAGAAGAAACCUGGAAUGCUGCUGCCUAGAAAGGGAAAUGCAACCACUCCGAUAGACGUCCAGAGGAAACAGCUUCCCAUCUACCAGGCGAAACCUCAGCUGCUGAACCAACUGAGACAGCUGCACAAUGCUAUCCUCAUAGGGGAGACCGGCUCUGGGAAGACCACUCAGAUCCCCCAGUAUCUGUAUGAGGCCGGCAUCGGACGACAGGGCAUCAUUGCCAUCACUCAACCUCGUCGAGUUGCUGCAAUCUCACUGGCAGGAAGGGUGGCAGAGGAGAAGAGGACUCAGCUUGGCAAGCUGGUUGGUUACACAGUGCGCUUUGAGGAUGUCACCUCCUCUGAGACAAAGCUGAAGUUCAUGACAGAUGGCAUGCUGCUGCGUGAGGCCAUUGGAGACCCCUUGCUGCUGCGCUACACAGUGGUGGUCCUGGACGAAGCUCACGAGCGCACUGUGCACACUGAUGUGCUGUUUGGCGUGGUCAAGACUGCUCAACGCAGGCGCAAAGAACUUAAUAAGAUUCCCCUGAAGGUCAUAGUGAUGUCAGCCACGAUGGAUGUGGAUUUGUUCUCAGAGUACUUCAACAAGUCACCUGUGCUGUACCUGGAGGGCAGGCAGCAUCCCAUUCAGAUCUACUACACCAAGCAGCCCCAGUCGGACUACUUGCAGGCGGCACUCGUCUCCGUCUUCCAGAUCCAUCAGGAGGCACCUCCGUCCCAUGACAUCUUAGUCUUCAUGACGGGUCAGGAGGAGAUCGAGGCUCUGGCGAGGACAUGCCGGGACAUCGCCAAGCAUCUGCCCGACGGCUGCGGUCCCAUGGUAGUUAUCCCUUUGUACGCAUCGCUGCCCCCAGCACAGCAGCUCAGGGUCUUCCAGCCCGCUCCCAAGGGAUGCAGGAAGGUCAUCCUCUCAACCAACAUUGCCGAGACAUCAGUCACAAUCUCUGGGAUCAAAUUCGUCAUAGACACGGGGAUGGUGAAGGCCAAACGUUUCAACCCUGACAGCGGGCUGGAGGUGCUGGCGGUGCAGCGGGUUUCUAAAGCCCAGGCGUGGCAGCGAGCGGGCCGGGCUGGCAGGGAGGACUCCGGCUCCUGCUAUCGUCUCUACACCGAGCAGGAGUUUGACAAUCUCAUCCCGAUGACUGUGCCUGAGAUCCAGAGGUGUAACAUAGCCGGUGUGAUGCUGCAGCUCAUGGCUCUGGGGAUUCCAGAUGUGAUGAAUUUUGAUUUCAUGUCCAAGCCUUCCCCAGAGGCCGUUCGCACUGCUGUGGAGCAUUUAGAGCUGCUGGGGGCUGUGGAGAGGAAGGAGGGGCAGGUUCUCCUCACUGCUCUGGGAAAGAAGAUGGCAAGCUUCCCUCUGGAGCCUCGAUACGCUAAGACCAUCCUGUUGUCCCCUGACUACUCCUGUUCUGAAGAGAUUCUGAGCAUCGUGUCUCUGCUAUCAGUGGACACGGUGCUGUAUAACCCUCCUGCCCGGCGGGAAGAGGUGCUCGCUGCACGCAAGAAGUUCUCCUCCAGUGAAGGAGACCACAUGACACUGCUCAACAUUUACAGAGCGUUCAAGAAAGUCAGUGGUAAUAAGGAGUGGUGUCGAGAGAACUUUGUCAACAGCAGGAACAUGGGUCUGGUGAAAGAAGUCCAGGCGCAACUCAGAGAUAUCUGCCUUAAGCUCAAUUUGAAGCUGGAGUCAUGUGGGGCGGACACAGGGAAUGUUCGCCGCUGCCUCGCCCACGGGAUGUUCGUCAACGCCGCGGAGCUCCAACCUGACGGCAGCUACUUGGCUCUGGACACCCACCAGCCCGUGGCCAUCCACCCCUCCUCCGUCCUUUUCCAGGGCAAGCCAGCAUACGUAGUCUUCAACGAGCUGCUGCACACCUCCCGCUGCUACAUGAGAGACCUGUGUUUGGUGGACGCCGACUGGCUGCUGGACGCAGCGCCAGAGUACUUUGGCCGCAAACUGCACCCCACCAAGAGCUAGCCAAUAGAGAAACAGGACUGAAGUAAAUCUCUGCAAGGACACCUUCCUCAAAUCACCCAGUGACAAUAAAACUGGAAAACGUACUCUCUUCACAGCUGAUUUCAAAUCAGAACAGAACAUUUUCUGUGCAGUAAACUGCUCUGGAUUUCACUACCUCCCAGUUGACAAGCAUUUGACACGUGUCACUGCAGCAGAAAUCUGCAUAUUGAGGCCUCACAACUUUGACUUCCUGUAAGACUGUAAUUCAGAUUUUAUAAACUUUGUUUCUUCUGCCUGUUAGUAUUUCAUCUUGCCAUGUUGCCACCUGUUAAAAGGAGUACUUCACCCAAAAAAUGACCAUUUGUAUACAAAUAACUCUCCGUGUUACCUUGAAUUUGUUAAUUUUUCUUGCGUGCUUGCACAGUGAACAAGGAAUCCAAAAUAGAUGAACAUUCGUCAUGAAUUUUCAAAAACCAGUUUACAAACUCAGUACUUUCCAAACAGAUGCAUUUUUGCUAAAACUUUAGUUCUUAUAACUGAACUAAAAGUGAAACUUAGGAGCCAUACACAUGCCGCGUCUUAAACUGCCUGGAAAACACGAGGUUGUGUGCUGGGUGCUACUUUUUUGCUUUUUUUUGUGCCAGCUUUCAAGAGCGCAGCGGCCAGUUGGGUCUUAGGUUGCUAAGCCACCUCAACUAACACUAUACCAUAGCCCAUUUACCUGACAUCCUGAGUGCAGAGCUGAUCUUCUUCCAGGAGCUGUUUAUAAGUGUGUAGGCCUAUCAUCCGUGGGACAGAUGUAAAGCUCUGGCAGCCCUGCACUAAAAUGAUCAACUUCUCCAUAUUUAUCGAUAUAUCAAUAUUUAAAGAUAUCUGUUGGCGGUGUGCGCCACUGCUUUCCAAAAGUUGAACUUGGUUUAUCUCAAAGCACAGCCAUUGCGCCUUUAAAAUGGGCUCUUGGGAACGUGUGCGCACCGCAGUGGCGUCGUUCUGGCGUUUGAGUGCGCCUGCCACGCGUCUACACUGAAAACAAUGAAUUUGAAGGCGUAAAAAACACAGCAUGUGUACGGCCUCUUAUCUAUGCUCUCUUCAAAGCCAGACUUCACUGACAAAGACAGUAAUUUUACCUCACUGAAGUUACGCGGGAGCUGCUGGUCUACCACUGCCUCAAUCAGUCAGUUUAUUUGCAUUAAUGUGUGACUUUGGUGAAUUUGAACAUACCCUUUAAAACAGCGAAGUCACACAACAACAAAAACAAACUCACCGAACGAGGCAGCAGUAGACCAGCAGCUCUCGUUUCCAGCAAGGUAAAAUUACUAUUUUUGUCAAUGGAGUCUGGCUUUAAAGAGAGCAUAGAUAAGUUUUACUUCCAGUUUCUGUCAGAAAAGGACGUCUCUUUAGGAAGUACUGAGCAUACGACUUGAUAAAUGAGACUUGGAUUAUACUGCACAGGUUGUGUGAGGUGAGAGUUUCUUAACGGAUGUUUCAAAGUAGUUUUGCUGUAGUUAAACAUGGACCCUGAUUACGUCAGUUCGCAUUCUCUCUUCACCGUGGAGGCAUGCCAGAAAAACAAAGUUUAUCUCAUAAAUUCAAUGUAACACACAGUGAGUAACUGAUACACAAAUGAUCAUUUUGAGGGUGAAGUAUUCCUUUAACACUCAAAAAACUCUUUCUGAGGUGUCAUGCAUCAUUUCUUGCAACAUUUGCAUGCAUUUUAAUCGCACAGAUAACCUCACAGGAGCAGGUCUUUAAGAAGCGUUGUCUGAUAUGAUUUAUCUGUUCAUUCUUUCUUAAAAAAUCAAAUCAGACUCGAUAGAAUGCCACUCUCCAUAUGUUAUUCUCACAAAGUAUAGCACUUAAUUCUUAAGCCAUGUAACCAACAAUAUUCAGACAGCACUAGUCGACUGGCUCAUGGUUCUGUCAGUGUCAUUUUGAAUAGUAAUGAGGAGUUAAAGCAGUCAGGUCUUAAGCUUUCCCACCAUGUUGUUUUGGAUUUAUACAAAGUGGUCUUAAAGGGUUUUAUAUAUGCAAGGACAGUAGAUUUGUCUUAAUCUAUGAGGUUAUGGAAAUACAAGAAAAUCACCAAAGUUGGAGUUAGAAUAUGAGGUUUUUAUGACACGACUUCACUUUUAUAUUUACUCUACAUGCAGCACUUGUCUUGUCAGCUUGUGCAUGCCUGUUUUCCCCCACAUCUAUGAUUGUAUCACCAGUUCCCCCCGAAAUACAUACACAUCAGGAGAAGUAGCAUGCCUUAUUCUCCAGGUUCUACUCUUUGCUGUUGUAUGUUACUCAGCCCGUACACAGACUAACCACAGAUGUAUGCUGACAACAUAUGUAUGCAAUGCAUGGAGAUUCUAGUUAAUGAUCUGACCCCUCAGGUCUUUCAUACUUUGUAGAAUGUAAAUCACACUAUGUUUAGAAAUAGGAUGGAUGCCCCUUUUGUCUUUUCUUUUUUACACUGGACUCAGGACUGUACAAUAUAUACUGUAACCUGAAUACAAUACAUAACUAUUUCUGACUAUUAAAAAUACCAAAUGCAUCUGGGGUAGAGAGUCAUCAGACUAUGUCACAAAGAGGUUGUGUUCAGUGCUUACUUUUUCAGUCACAACGGAACAGUAGACCAUUUGAGAUCUGCAUGUUAUGAAGUUUGUAGGAUUAAAUGCACGCCUUUGAUGAUUUUAUUAUGAGUAUAUUUAAUAUGAUUUGUUAAAGUCUUACAUAACCACUAUUGAUAUAAUUUCUAAUAAAAUCCAGUCACUGUCCCUCCGAACGAGUCUGCAUGUGGAG